Gigantopelta aegis is the source of this 1877-nucleotide messenger RNA. RefSeq lists its product as uncharacterized. The coding region runs from base 1 to 1659 and encodes 552 amino acids. Gene Ontology annotation, molecular function: GTP binding. The transcript has 6 exons. Lineage: Eukaryota; Metazoa; Mollusca; Gastropoda; Neomphalida; Peltospiridae. The record is from RefSeq and is a predicted model, not a curated record.
AUGCCAGGAUCAGUCUCUGAUGGCAUCCCGACCGAUGUUUACCGUUGGGUGGAGGACUCAUCCCGUUUGGGUCCUCUGUUUGCAUAUGUUUUCCCCAAGGGUCCAGUGACUUCAGUAGCAACAGACAUCUCACAGUUUGCACCAUCUUUGGUCCCUACCUCUUCGACUUUACUCGAUAGAGGACGAGGGGCGUCUCGAUUAGGGGGAGGAGUCCAUGUAGAUCUUCGGGAUCCAAUGGACAGUGACCUGGCUUCAGAGGAAGCGUCGGUUGGACCGGAUUCUGUCGCUGACCCAGCUCUCUCUCACUUCGGUUCGGAGGUAGAGGAGGAGUGCGAUUAUCAGGCGUUUCUGGCUUUUGUCAGGGACCAGGUCCGACAGAGUCAGACGGUGUGGCAUCCGAAGUCGGAGGUCUUCCUGCUUCACGCGUGGAGGUUAUCAGGGCUUCAUUGCGAUGCAGAGGGUGCGCCUUAUGAGCCGUUGAGGUUUGCUAGUCUUCGUGCCUUGACGUGGAAGACUCUGUUUCUGGUUUCGCUGGCGGCUUGUCAUGAAUCAAGAGUUCAUUACCUAAAUAUAAGAGUGGAUCCAGAUGAUUCAAUAAGUUCCAAUAUGUCUGCAUGUUCUUCUACAGAUGACAGCAUGGAACAAGAUGAGUUGCGACUUGUUUUGAUUGGCAAAACUGGCUCAGGAAAAAGUUCAUCUGGCAAUACCAUUCUUGGGUCAAAAGUAUUCAAAAGUAGUUGUUUUGGAAACUCAGUAACUGAGAAAUGUGAUUGUCAUACGGUGACAAGAAAUGGGAAAUCUGUGGUGGUUAUAGACACCCCGGGUUUCUUUGGAACUGACAGUGAUGAAGAUGAGAUCAAGAAAGAGGUUGUCAAGUCUGUGUAUCUAGCAGCACCGGGGCCACAUGCUGUUAUUUACGUGUUCCCAGUCGGAGAUCGGUUCACCAAGGAAGAGCAGAAAACCGUUGAUUUGUUUUAUCAAUAUUUCGGCAGGCAGGUCAGCCGUUACUUUCUAGUAUUAUUCACUAGAAAAGAUUUCCUUGUCCGACAUGGCAUCAAUGAAAAAGAAUAUCUAUUAAACUUGCCUCCUGGUCUUGACCAGUUUGUUUUGGAAUGUGGUGGCCACACUGUAUUUUUUGACAACUUUGCUGAGGAAACGGAAAAAGAAGGGCAGGUCCUGCAACUUGUUGAAACAGUUGAAACCAUUCUGAAGGCCAAUGGACGUGGAUACUACACAUCGGACAUCCUGAAAGAAGCUGAGAAAGAAAUGAGACAGUGUGAUGAUUUAUUCCUGAAAGAUAAUGAAGUGAACAGACAGAAAGAAGAACAGAGGAUAAAGGACAGAUACAGGGAACAGUUGGAGAAAGAAGUGGAUGCAAAGAAAAAAGCAGAACUUGAAGACAGCAUCAAGGUUCAGCUUUCCAGCUUGAAGAAAUCUUUGGAGAAGGAAGCACGCAGGGAAUCGCGAUCACAGAUUACAAAAGGAUUUUUCCUGGGAGCUCUCUUUGCUGGUGCUGUAAUUGGAAGCUUGAUAACUGGGAAAGUAGUUGCUGCUAUAACUGCUAUGGCUGCCAAAGCUGCUGCUGUUGCUGCUGCUGCUGCUGCUGCUGCUGCUGCUGCUGCUCUCCUGCUGCUGCUGCUGCUGCUCAGCAAGUAUUGAGCCAACUGGCAUCAGUCGCAUCGUUACGAUAAUUGAUGGACAUAUAGCGAUUACUAUCGAUUUACUGGCUGUUGGAGCAAAGCUGGCAGCAUUCUUUUUAUGAGCGCACAUUUAAGGCAUUUGACCUGGUAUGCAUAUUCAACGAUACACAAUGCACAUUAUUGAUUAAUAUCAACAAGUAUAACCGUAUACUUAAUUAAUAAAACGGUUAAAUGUGA